AUGUGCAUUUCCACAUUGCACAAAGAAAUAAAAAGCGAGGCUAACGAGUGGUUAGGUUCAUCGAAUGCACUUGAGAGACAGUUUGAUCCAAUUUAUUUCAUGGAAGGGCCGCAUAAGAAGGCUUCGCAUAUUCACAACUUUCGAGGAAGCUGCGUAUCUAAACACGAUGUUGAUGUUGCUACUGAUAUCACUAGUACUAGCAAUGAUCAUGCAGAAGGAUCAGAUAAGGGGCACUCAUUUAAUGAUGCCCUGCGUGUUCUGGAAUCAAGGAUCAGUAAGAAAAAGAGGCCCAUUCAAAACAGUUGUGCAACCACCAAUCGGUUGUUGGAUCGACUUAACAUGAGACCUAUUCUGAAAAGGAUGCGUUUCGUCCAUAUCGCAGGUACUAAAGGCAAAGGUACAACCGCCGCCUACACAUCUGCACUUUUACAGGCCUAUGGUAUUAAGGUUGGACUCUUCACAUCACCUCAUCUAAUAGAUGUUCGUGAACGUAUCUUAGUCGACAACUUGAUGCUUCCUCAACAUACAUUUGCUCGUUACCUUUUCGAACUUCAUGAACGACUUGAGGCGCUAAAGUAUUCGGAACGUGAUGUGGAUAGAGAUGACGCCUCGAAUGUCACUUAUUUCAGUUUUAUGUUCUUGUUGUCCUUACACAUCUUCGCUGCUGAGCAUGUCGAAGUAGCAGUUAUUGAAGUUGGAAUCGGUGGGCGCAAGGACGCCACUAACGUGAUUCCUUCAGAGGUGAGUGUUAUCACAGCGCUCGGCUACGACCACAUGGAGCUCCUUGGAAACACCAUUCAGUUGAUUGCGCACGAGAAGGCGGCUAUCAUGAGACCUAACGUGGUGUGUUUUGCUUCACCACAGCGGGACCACCCUGAGGUAUGUAGCGAGCUCGAGAGCGUGGCGAAGGCUACUCAGACUCCGUUCAUGUUUCUGAACGAUUCAAUUUUUCCCAUAAAGAACUGGCCGCGAUUAGCCAUCGGUGGUUAUCACGCAAUCGAAGACAGCAAGCUAGCCUUCAUGGCGGCACGACAAAUCGCCGGGAUACCACCUGUACUGCCUCUAGAUGAAAUGGAGAAGGCGGUUCUCCGUCACAUGAAAUUCUCAGGUCGAUCGCACAUUAUCCCUUUUGGCGACGGCACAGACUGUGUUUUCUACCUGGAUGGCGCACACACGGUCGAGAGUCUUGAACAUGCUACUAGGUGGUUCCUGGAAGUUAGUUCUACUUCCCCCAGCGACGCACGGACAGUUGAAAAGGACUAUGUGAGUGAAGAGUCUCGACGAGUUUUGUUGUUUUUCACCCUACGCAACCCGCGCCGGAUACUCAAAUCGUUUAUGCCAUUUGUUUCGAAAUUUUGUAAAACAAUCAUUGCGCAAGUGCCCAUCAUGAAACCAGAGUCAUUGGACGUAGCCACUCGAAUUAAAUUAUCGAAGGACAUAGAUUAUUUUAAUCAUGACGGUAAUCGCAUCAAUCAAGACUUUUCACAAAUUCUUCAUGAAAGGCUUGUGACAACGACAGAGUCUUGGCGGGAGCUCUACCGAGAGGUUCCCUGUUUACCCUGCGCUCAACCCUUCUGCUCUAUCAAUGAUGUUCUUAACUUGGUUCUUCCAGCAGCUAGCGAUGGCGAAGACAUCUCAAAGCCGGCCCAGGUGUUUGUGUGUGGAUCGCUUUACAUUGUGGGUAAUGUGCUCCAAUUGAUGAAAAAACAUACCGUGGAGAAGCAUCGCAUGUCGAAAAGUACUCCCCCCCGUACAUGCACUUAA
This is a messenger RNA of Phytomonas sp. EM1, 1764 nucleotides long. Lineage: Eukaryota; Euglenozoa; Kinetoplastea; Trypanosomatida; Trypanosomatidae. The record is from the annotation of a GenBank genome assembly.